ACGUUUCUCGUGCAACAUUCCCCAAACGGCGCGAGAGAUCGUUUUCGGUUUAAUUUCUCCACCGUUCUCGUUUCGUUCUCUGCCGCCGCGUAGGACCCUAGAGCUGGCUUCGUUUUCUCGACGUCUUCCUGUCGUCUGCAGAAAGUUUGUUCUCGUGAAGAGUUCCCUGGACGGCAGCUGAAGAAAGCAGCCUGGUCAACUGGUCAAGUCUGUUGAUUUCUUCUGGCACUUGAUACAUCGCUCAUAGCAAAAACGCAGUGAAAAUAGUGCUCCGUCAAGAGGACAGAGUGCUGUCUCGUGAAACGAAACCAUGGGGAAGCAGAACAGCAAGCUCCGCCCUGAGGUGAUGCAGGACCUGCUGGAAAGCACAGACUUUACGGAGCAUGAAAUCCAGGAAUGGUACAAGGGCUUUCUACGGGACUGUCCCAGCGGCAACCUCUCCAUGGAGGAGUUUAAGAAAAUCUACGGAAACUUCUUUCCUUACGGAGAUGCCUCAAAGUUUGCCGAGCACGUGUUCCGUACUUUUGACGCGAAUGGCGAUGGCACGAUAGACUUUCGGGAGUUCAUCAUUGCGCUGAGCGUCACGUCACGAGGGAAGCUGGAACAGAAGCUCAAGUGGGCGUUUAGCAUGUACGAUUUGGAUGGAAACGGAUACAUCAGCAAAGCAGAGAUGCUGGAGAUUGUGCAGGCGAUUUAUAAGAUGGUGUCAUCAGUGAUGAAGAUGCCAGAGGAUGAGUCCACACCUGAGAAGAGAACAGAAAAGAUCUUCAGACAAAUGGACACCAACCGAGAUGGAAAACUGUCUCUGGAGGAGUUCAUCAAAGGGGCGAAGAGCGACCCGUCCAUUGUGCGUCUGCUACAGUGCGACCCCAGCAGCGCGGGACAGUUCUGAGAUCAGCGUCUCGUGCUUCAACCUUUUAUUUAUUUAUGGGUUUUAAGUUAGUUUUUGAUAUAGUCGCUCCUUCCACUCGCAGGGAAAUGAUGGAGGGUCAGGUUUUUUUUUCCAGAGUAGGGCAUCUGGGUCUCAUCAGAUUGAGCUUGGCCAGAUAUAGAAACACACACACACACACACACACACAGUUAUUGGCCGUGUUAUCUCUGUAGGGAGCCGCGCCGGGCCUGCAAGAGGCCUGUGAUGGAGUGAAUUAGGGUAACUAGAGCAUUUAUCUGAGCUCGAAUCACUUCCUGAUUAGAAAAGAGGGUUCGUGUCAAAGUACGUACGUAGUCAGUUUUGUUCUUAUUUUCUCUGGGUUUUAGAUGAGGCUGUUUAAGCUCGACUAAAACAGGAAUAUAAAGUGCACUCGGUAAAAUUCUCUACUUUUUUUUUUUUUAAUUGAAAAAAAUAUCUGAUGCCCGAGUCAAUAGCGUGUUAACACCUCAGCCUUAGCGAUUUAAAUAUUGGGUUAUUUUGUACUUUAUUUAGACUGUGUAGUUUCUCUCAGUUCAUAGUUUGGCCAGCAUUAUUAUUGUCAGAUCGCAGUAUUAUUAUUAUUAUUAUUAUUAUUAUUAUUAUUAUUAUCCAGCGGGACCAAGAAAUCAGGCAUUCAGAUUUUCCAAUCGUAUGAAUCCCCACGCCGUGCUUCGUCUAAAGAGCCUUAUCACUUAGUGCUGGAAGCGCACAUCCAAUUUUGUGUGAAUUAUUAGUUUGGUUAUAGUCGGGACAGUCUAGGUUUAAAAGACACGAAAUGAACUGCGUUCUCUUUUACCAGUUUUCUAAUGUUUAUACUCUAGUAACCGUAGGCUUGUAUAUAAAUCUGAAAUAUCGGACACGCAUGCAAAUCUGUACUCAGAGUUCCAUCUUAGGAUGCAGCGAUCGGUUUUAUUGACAUUUUUAGCAAACGCAUGUAACCACGUUUAUCUGCAUUUGUGGACAGGAGAGUAUUUGUGUAGUGUGUAUGCAUGUGGUGUGUGUGUGUGUGUGUGUGUGUGUGUGUGUGUGUGUGUGUUAAUAUCAGUUCCAGCCCUGUUUGCUCAUCCUGGUUCUAGAUGUUGUGAUGCAUCGUUCGCAGAACAUUUUCGUUAUUGAAGAAGAACUAAAGCUUUAUUGAUUCAAAGCUAAUAUGAUUUUAAAAUCACAUUUAUCUGCUAGAAACUCUGGAUCGUACACAUGAGCAUCGUCGAGUUACUGAACUGCCUUAUACACACUCAAGUGUUUCUGUGGGUGAGUGAUUUUUAUAUGGCUUUGUUCCCAUUUUUUAAUCGAGCUUCAAUUGCAGCGCAUUCGCUUCGAUCAUCCAUCUGUUGAAGAGCCGAGCUCAAUGUUCUUCCCGUUCACCCCUUUAAUGGAUCGUGUAGUUACGUUGACGGCCUUUCGCUUAAUAUAUAUUAAUCUGUCAUUACCGAGUCAGACGCUCGUUUCAAAAUAACAUCAGGAGCGUAAGAGGAAAUAGGACCAAUGGCUUUUCAAAUGCCCCUUGCAUUCACGUUGCAUUCCAUUUCACUUGCGGAACGAAUUGAACAAUAGGUAGAGAGCAUUUAUUCAGACUCCUAAUAGUUCCCGCGUCAACCUGUGCCCGCCGCUUCUACCGAUGUUCAAUGUUUUCAGAUGUCCUCGUCGACGUCAAAUGCCUCACCACAGUGCAUUCGGUUCUGCUAUACUGUCAAUGAAUGUUUUUAUUGUUUUUAUUUGACUUGUUGAACAACUGCUGUUUUUGUAAAAAAAAAAAAUAUAUAGAAAAGUGGCAGAUCAAACUGCUCUGUAAUUUCAUGUCUUAUGCAUAUUUUAUGUAGGUUUUUUUUUGUUUUGGUUUUUUUUUUACAUCUGACGUAACAUUUCUGUAUCACGGUUAUAUCAUGUGGUCAGGUGCCAAAAAUAUGAAAGCAGUAUUGUAUAAAUUUAUACUGUACAAUUGUUAUUUGUCAAACAAAUUGUUUGUAAUUGUUGCAUUUUGUAGAUUUUGUAUGGUAAUCUGUAUUUUGUGACUGUAGAUUUGAGACAUAGAGAUUUGUUUUGGUUAUCAUAUUGAGCAGAAAUUAAAUCUUGAGAGAACAAAGUA
This is a messenger RNA of Puntigrus tetrazona (Sumatra barb), 2996 nucleotides long. It is a transcript of the gene ncalda, whose product is annotated as neurocalcin delta a. The transcript has 7 exons. Gene Ontology annotation, biological process: calcium-mediated signaling. Gene Ontology annotation, molecular function: tubulin binding; actin binding; calcium ion binding. Bases 311 to 892 code for a protein of 193 amino acids. The record is from RefSeq and is a predicted model, not a curated record. Lineage: Eukaryota; Metazoa; Chordata; Actinopteri; Cypriniformes; Cyprinidae. Gene Ontology annotation, cellular component: cytosol.